Cydia amplana is the source of this 1794-nucleotide messenger RNA. RefSeq names its product oocyte zinc finger protein XlCOF6-like. Lineage: Eukaryota; Metazoa; Arthropoda; Insecta; Lepidoptera; Tortricidae. The record is from RefSeq and is a predicted model, not a curated record. Bases 10 to 1794 code for a protein of 594 amino acids. The transcript has 3 exons.
CUAGAUGACAUGCUCCGGUUAAACAUGGUGGCCGGAAACGAAGCGAGCGACGAGGAUGACCCGCUGUCGGCGGAGGAGCGGGCGGUCAAGUCGGAGGUGUCGGACGCGGCGAGUGACGAGGACUGCGUGUCGGUGUGUUCGGAGGGCAGCGCCGCCCGCGCCAGGGAACAGCUCGCGAUGGCUUGUUCCGUGGUGCUCGAGCGCCUCCGCGGCGACGAGACUGUUCACAGUGGAGACAAACCAUACCGCUGCGAACACUGUGGCAAACAUUUCAUGAACAAGUCUGUUUUACGAGAACACAUUCGACACACCCACUCAUUGACCGGACAGAAACCAUUUGCUUGUGAUUUUUGUAGUUCUACGUUUCAAACCGAAUUGCUGGUGAUAGAACACGAGAAAAACGAACACGGUGUUACAAAUUUCAUGUGUGCUGAAUGUGAGUAUACAACAAGUUCCAAGAAAAGUUUGGAGACCCAUUUAAAGAGUCACUCAUUGGAGAAUAAUUUUAAUUGUAGUCACUGUAGUUACACUAAUUCGUGUAAAAGUGAUUUACACAAACACCAAACAAUACACAUUACUGGAAAACAUUUUAACUGUAGCGACUGUGAUUUCAAAUGCAGUGUUGAAUCAAACCUGCGACGUCACCAGAAGACACACAACCGGAGGCACAAGAGAAUACUCACUGGAGAACAGCCUUAUAAAUGUAGUCAUUGCGACUACAAGUGCAGUACUAGUUCUGCCUUACGAAUUCAUGAAAGGACACAUGCUGGAGAGAAGCCAUUUCAGUGUAGUCACUGUAAUUACAAAUGCAGUCUGAAGUCAGUCUUACAACGACAUCUGAUGAUACAUACUGGGGUGAAGCCAUUUCAGUGUAGCCACUGUGAUUACAAAUUCAGUCUGAAGACAGACUUACAAAGACACCUGAUGAUACAUACCGGGGCUAAGCCAUUUCAUUGUAGCCACUGUGAUUACAAAUGCAGUCGGAAGUCAUACUUACAACGACACCUGGUGAUACAUACUGGGGCGAAGCCAUUUCAGUGUAGCCAUUGUGAUUACAAAUGCAGUCGAAAAUCAACCUUACAAAUACACCAAAGGAUACACACUGGAGAAAAGCCUUACAAAUGUAAAUAUUGCGACUACAAGUGCAGUAAUAGUUCAACCAUACGAACACAUGAGACGACACAUACAGGGGCGAAGCCUUUUCAGUGUAGCCACUGUGAUUACAAAUGCAGUCAGAAGUCACACUUACGACAACACCUGAUGAUACAUACUGGGGCGAAGCCAUUUCAGUGUAGCCACUGUGAUUACAAAUGCAAUCAGAAGUCACAACUAAAACAACACCUGACGAUACAUACUGGGGCAAAGCGAUAUCAGUGUAGCCACUGUGUUUACAAAUGCAAUAAGAAGUCACAGUUACAACAACACCUGACGAUACAUACUGGGGUGAAGCCAUUUCAGUGUAGCCACUGUGAUCACAAAUUCAGUCGGAAGUCACUCUUAGAAUUGCACCUGAUGGUACAUACUGGGGCGAAGCCAUUUCAGUGUAGCCACUGUGUUUACAAAUGCAGUAAGAAGUCACACUUACAACAACACCUGAUGACACAUACUGGGGUGAAGCCAUUUCAGUGUAGCCACUGUGAUUACAAAUGCAGUCAGAAGCCAGGCUUACAACAACACCUGAUGACACAUACUGGGGCGAAGCCAUUUCAAUGUAGCCACUGUGAUUACAAAUGCAUUCAGAAAUGUAAUUUGAAAAAACAUGAGGGGAUACACACUCAAAAAAAGCCUUUCUAA